Messenger RNA from Strongylus vulgaris, 1269 nucleotides. The record is from the annotation of a GenBank genome assembly. NCBI's taxonomy places the organism in Eukaryota, Metazoa, Nematoda, Chromadorea, Rhabditida, Strongylidae.
AUGGGGGAAUAUAUACCACGCUUUGAACAACGUGAAGGUGAUCAACGUAGUUAUGGCCCACAACGUCUCCCCACUUUGGGAGCUGUGCCGGUCAAAAAUGAGAAAGGACAAGUGGUUAUGCAAAAAGUAAAAGUACAACGAUAUAUCGCUGGUAAAAUGCCCAAUUAUGCAAAAGAAGGAGGUUCAGAAUCUGACGAAGAAGGGCGAGAUGAUAAAAAGAGACGUGAGAGCAGAUCUCAAUCGUUUUUUAAUAUUGUUUGGGCAGCCCAUUUGCUUAGAUUUGACAAAGAGGAGCGGCCCAAGGAUAGACACAGGCGAGAGAAGGAAGAUGAUCAUGAGCAGAGGCAUCGAGAUCGUCAUCGUGAUGAAGGAAGCAGUCGCCCUGUCGAAGAGCCUGAAAUCCUGAAAAAGGAAGACGAAGAAGAAGACGCAGAAGCAGUGGAGCAGCGCCGACAGAGGGCUCGUUUGAGAAGACUCAAUUUGGAACAACAACAGCAGCAAGAGGAAGAAGACGAUGCUGGCAGUGACGAAGAAGAAUUCGAACGUCGUCGAAAAAUACUUCGAGAGCGAGCCAAGCAGAGAGAGCUUGAGGAAAUGAAACUCAAGGAAGAGAUCAAGCAAGAAGAAGAGGAGGUAGAGGAGGAAGAUGAAGAGGAAAGCGAGGAAGAGUCCAGUGAAGAAGAAGAGGAUGACACUUUACCACGAUUAAAACCGGUGUUUGUUCGAAAAAAGGACCGUAUAACCUUGCUAGAAUUGGAGAAAGAAAAACAGCAACAGGAACAGCUUAAACGAGAAGAGGAGAGAAAAAAGGAAGAGAGGAAGAAAGACAGCAUUAGGCUCGUGCAACAAGUCCUUCGUGAAGAGGAUGAAAUGGAAAAACGGAAGAAGGAAGAGAAUAUUGAACUUAAUUCAGUACAAACCGAUGAUGAAAGCGAAAAUGUCGCUUAUGAAAUGUGGAAGUUGAGGGAAAUGAAAAGAUUAAAGAGAAAUAGAGAGGAACGUGAACAAGCAGCAAAGGAAAAAGCUGAGUAUGAACGUAUCCACAAUAUGACUGAGGAAGAGCGGGUCAAGUUUCUGCGUGCAAAUCCUAGAGUUAUCACCAACCAGGCUAUCAAAGGCAAAUACAAGUUCUUACAAAAGUACUACCAUCGUGGUGCUUACUUCUUGGAUCAAGAGGAUGAGGUGUAUAAAAGGAACUUUGCUGAAGCUACCGCAGACGAUGUGUUUGAUAAGACAGUACUACCGAAGGUCAUGCAAGUAAGUCUUUAG